Molecule: messenger RNA, 486 nt
Organism: Glarea lozoyensis ATCC 20868
Lineage: Eukaryota; Fungi; Ascomycota; Leotiomycetes; Helotiales; Helotiaceae
Product: Cellulose-binding protein
Exons: 3
Coding region: 1-486 (161 amino acids)
Biological process (GO): carbohydrate metabolic process
Cellular component (GO): extracellular region
Molecular function (GO): cellulose binding
Source: RefSeq, a predicted model, not a curated record
AUGCGUCUUCUUACUAUUGGGCUUGCUUCGGCUUCUGUGUUGAUGAGCUUUGCGUUCGCGCAAGAAACGACUACUAUAACGAGAGGCGGAAUGACGGUGACGAUUGUUAAGCCUGGAAGCACAACGGACGACGAUGAUCCAGAUCCUCCGACCACCACAAAAGUAACCACCAAGCCUACCACCAAGCCUACGACUAAAACAACUCCUGGUGGAGGAGGUCCUGUCACCGUGACUGUUACCCAGACUACAACUAUCCCGGGAACUACCCCAAAACCGACCACUCCAAAAACAUCGACAACCAAGAAACCAACCACGAAACCACCUACGCCAACUGAAGCCCCAGACCCAAAUUUGACAAAGUGCCCAGUUCCAUUGUAUUAUAAGUGUGGUGGUGCGACAGAAGGCUGGAGUGGAUGUUCGGUGUGCGCGAAAGGGCUUAUCUGUACUAGUCAAAAUGAUUGGUACUCUCAGUGUGUGAGUCCAUAA